Messenger RNA from Cadophora gregata, 585 nucleotides. RefSeq lists its product as uncharacterized. The coding region runs from base 1 to 585 and encodes 194 amino acids. The transcript has 3 exons. NCBI's taxonomy places the organism in Eukaryota, Fungi, Ascomycota, Leotiomycetes, Helotiales, Ploettnerulaceae. The record is from RefSeq and is a predicted model, not a curated record.
AUGUUUUUCUUCCUCUCUCUCCGCGAAUCCGCCCAAGGGGGCCGCAUCGAACCCGACAUCCUGCCCUCCUCAUCCUCAACAAACGGCCUCGUAAAUCCAAGCUCCUCCACCAAAUCUCCUCGCCAAUUCUCGACCUCCGCCUUCCGCUCGUACAUCACACAAUGGGAUCUUAGCGAUAAGCCAUCAUUCGCCCGACGCUGCGUAUGUUUGCUCGCGUUCGUGCUACACUUACCGAUUAAUAUUCUGUCGAUCAUGAGCUAUGGUGUUAGUUUAUGGCUGUUUCUGGAGGUCGUGUUUAGUCUUUUGAACUUGUUCUGUGUUGGAUACGCGUUGUGGAAGUUGGACGUGAUGAGAGGGCAGAGAGUCUUCUUCAAUGGGAUCUACAAGCGCCAUAAUUUUGACUACGUGAUUCUCGGUCUUGUACUUGUUUAUGGGGGGUUCUUCGUCGCGCUGCUCACUUUGAGAAUGACCGCAUUGAAUUGGCAUUACUUCAUUCGAAUCGUCUGGCCAUGUGCGAUUGCAGCAGAUAUUGUGUGCUUUAUCGCUGGUUGGGUGUCUACUUGGAGGGACAUUACGCUCGGGUAG